Heterostelium album PN500 is the source of this 573-nucleotide messenger RNA. RefSeq lists its product as uncharacterized. NCBI's taxonomy places the organism in Eukaryota, Evosea, Eumycetozoa, Acytosteliales, Acytosteliaceae. The coding region runs from base 1 to 573 and encodes 190 amino acids. The transcript has 5 exons. The record is from RefSeq and is a predicted model, not a curated record.
AUGACUAAUCUAGAUUCCAGCUCGUCAAAGGUUGGCCAAGGUUAUGCAUCAGCAUCAGCGAACAGAAUUGCAACGAUCGAUAAAAUCGAUGUUUUUCAACGUCGUCAGGUCAAAUUCGAGAAGCAUCUCAAUAGAAUCGAACACUCCAUACUCGAACGGCAUACAAGACAGCAUUCACUGUCUGGUUCGUCCACAGAUAAUAAUAAUAAUAAUAAUGGUGUUGUAUGUUUCGAAAAAAAUCGUAAAUUCAAAUAUAGUGAACUAGACGAAGAACAAAGAAGAAGAGUCCUAAACAUUUUCGCCAACUACAAGCACCAUACACAAGCUACAAUACCAAAUCAUGGAUUACAAUGUGACCCAAUCGAUCCACCAGAAUACAGAGAAGACACUAGUGUGGCAAACAACACCGAAUUUACGUUUCAUUUCCGAUCUGAUAUUGUUGCACUAUUAGUCAUUGAUUUCCUAUGCAGAACAAGACCUGGUCAGCCUCAUCUGGUCUUAUUUGAAUGGCAACCUUCUGGUUUUUCCACUUGGAAAACCGAGUUCAAGGACAUAGACAAACAUGUCGAAUAG